AUGUCAGAACUAGAACAAAUCCCGGCAUCAGUUUCAGAAGUUGAUCUUUCACAAGAGGCUCCUCCAUAUGAAGAGGCUACUGCCGCUGCAGGAGCCACCACCAGCAACGACACCGAAUCCAGUCCUUCAUCUCCCACCAAACCCAAGAAGAAAUCAGUUGGAUUUGCUCCACCACCAGAAGAAGAUUUACGUGAAUACCACAAGUAUUUGAAGCAAAAAGAAGAAGCAGAAUUGAAAUCAUCUCCCUUUCAUAAAAUCCCUCCUGAACUUGCUUACUUGGAAAAGAAAAAUAAACAAGCUCCACCAAAGCCGAUAGAUCAAACACCAAAACAGGCUAAACCAAAUAGUAGAUUGAGAUUAUCCGAUUUACCUGAUUUGAGUAAAUUGAAAUUUUUUGAUGUCAAAGAUCUUUCUGUACAGAAUAAGGAGACUGAAUUACAAUUUCAUUACACAACCAUUGAUUUACCACCAUCUUCAGGAAGUGUUAUUGUUGACAUUAAAUAUGGAUCUUUGAACUCAUUCGAUUUGAGUAAAGUUAAUCAGUACUUGUUGAAUAUGAGUAAUGUGAAGGUGGUGUUGGGUUAUGAGUUUGCCGGUGUCGUAACCAAUGUUGGAUCCUCGAUGCAAAAGAAAUAUGCAGUGGGUGAUUAUGUGUUUGGAUUGAUUGACCCUACUUCGAGAAGGGGUGCAUUGUCAUCUAGUCAAAUCAUCUAUCCUGGUAGAGAUGUGUUGGUUAGAGUUGAUGAAGGGGUCUUGGAUCAGUUGGAAGACAUUGAUAUUGAUUUGGAUGCAAAUGAUGACAACAAGGCAUUUGAAGUAGGAGAAGAGGAAGGUGAAGAGGAGAAUGCAGAUGUAGCAAAGUCAUUAGAAACAUCUCAGCCAACUGAACCAACGAAAGAAUCUGCCACCGACUCCAAUAUUGGUGAACCAGCACUUAAAACGAGCAGACUGACAUUAGAGUCUAAGAAGGUAGAUUUGCCAUCAUUGGCCAAAUUAUCUGCCAUUUCCUUACUUUAUAAUCGAGCAAAACAAAUGCUUCAACUGUUGAAUACCAGGAACAAGAAAGUCAACAUCUUAAUAAAUGGUGCAGACACUGAUAUUGGGUUGACUAUUAUACAGGUGCUUUUGGCAGAAUAUCAAUUUGAAUUCUUGAGCCUUAUUCUCGUUAUUCGAGAAAAGUCACUUGAUUACAUGGAUAAAUUGAUUGCUCGAUUUGAAAAAAAGUAUUAUGACCCAUCAACAAUUAAACGAUUAAAGUGCAUUCCAUUUGAUGUUGUGAAUGAUGGGCUUUAUUUCCCUGGUGAAAAAGUUCCUAUAAGUUAUAAAAAACCCGAUUUCUUUGCUACUGAAGUUAUUGAUGCUUUGUUAAUACCCCAUAGUAAUGAACUCAUUGAUAAAUCGAAUGUCAGUGACUACAAGUUGGACUUGUUUAUUGAUUUAAUUGGAUGCAAAAAGUAUUUCCAAUCGACAUCAACCAAGUUGCAUGAAAUUGAAACGCUAAACUUGCCAUUCAAACAACAUAUUUCUACAUCAAUUGAAAAUUUAUUUGAUGCUAACACAAAGGAACCUUUCCUUACUCGUAUUCUUAAGCCCAAGAAAUUAGGAUCGGCUGUAGUUAGUGGAUGUAAAUUUACACUAAAGGAACCAAGUUAUAAUAUUGACAAAUUGAUAGAUUUUAGUGAACAAGGUGUGUUGAAUCCAUGGACUAGUAAAUGGUCAAGUAAUAUUUUGAAUAAUUGGACAUCUUAUAAUUACUACGAAGAAAUUUAUUUGAAGAUUAAACAAAAGUGGGCCGAACAAGCACUUCAAUUGGUUCUUGAUGAUAAAUUGAAAUUUAAGAUUGAUAAAGUUGUGGAUUGGAGAAAAGAUUAUAAAAAAUAUGUAAAAGCAUUGAAAGAGAAUGAUGGAAAGAUAAUUCUCGAAGUGGAAGAAUUCUGA
Messenger RNA from Lodderomyces orthopsilosis Co 90-125, 1938 nucleotides. RefSeq lists its product as uncharacterized. The record is from RefSeq and is a predicted model, not a curated record. The transcript has a single exon. The coding region runs from base 1 to 1938 and encodes 645 amino acids. Lineage: Eukaryota; Fungi; Ascomycota; Pichiomycetes; Serinales; Debaryomycetaceae.